AUGGGCCCUAGUGUUUUUACAUCAUAUAAGGGACUGUGAUAUUCUGUGAUAAGUAGUUGUCAGGAAUUAAGUUUUCUGUGACAAACGGGUUUCGUUAAUAGAAUAAAAUGCCGAAAAAGAAGACCGGUCAACGAAGGAAAGCCGAGAAGCAAAAACUGCGGCAGAAAGAGAUUAGAACUGCUAAGGAACAAAUAGAUUUAGCAAAGUUUCCUUGUAAUUCAGUAAUGGAAUGUGAUAAAUGUGGCAAGAAGCAAAAGAGCCGUGCCUUUUGUUACUUUUGUCAGAAUUUGCAAAGGUUACCUAUGUGUGCACACUGUGGUAAAAUUAAAUGUAUGUUGAAAACAGGAGAUUGUGUAGUACGACAUCCUGGUAUCUUUACCACAGGUCUAUCAAUGGUGGGAGCUAUAUGUGAUCAUUGUGAAGCCUGGGUUUGUCAUGGAAGACGUUGCCUUACAACUCAUGCUUGUAUCUGCCCAUUAAUAGAUGCUGUUUGUCAAGAAUGUGAAAGAGGAGUUUGGGAUCAUGGUGGAAGGAUAUUUCGUUGCUCAUUCUGUAAUUGCUUCUUAUGUGAAGAUGAUCAAUUUGAACAUCAAGCAUCCUGUCAAGUAUUAGAGGCUGAAAGUUUUAAAUGUCAAUCGUGCAACCGUUUGGGACAAUAUUCUUGUCUCAGAUGUAAAACAUGCUAUUGUGAAGAUCAUGUUCGUAGAAAAGGUUUUAAAUAUGAAAAGAAUAAACCUAUUCCUUGUCCAAAGUGUAGUUUUGAGACAUCACAGACUAAAGAUCUUAGUAUGUCAACAAGAAGUCAUAAGUUUGGUAGACAAAAUCAAGGUAGUUCAUUUGAGUCUGAUGAUGAAAAUGGAUAUAAUUCUCAUGGAAAUCAAGAUUUUUGUUAUGGAACCAGUAGUUAUACUAAUGAAGAUGAUGAAGAUAAUGAAGAUGAUGAUUAUGAUGAUGAUGAUGAUGAUGAUGAUGAUGAAGAUGAAGAUGAAGAAGAGGAAAAUGAAAAUAGAGAAAAUGAUUAUGAUGAGUCAUUUAAUAUGGAUAAAGGCAAGAAGGAUAUUAAAAUACAACAAACUUCGUCUAAUGAUAAGAAUAAAGUUUAACAUAUAUUUAAAAAUGUAAGAUAGCAAUAAUUGAAAAUAAAAUAUUACACUAUAGAAUUUAGAACCAUGGAAUAUUU
Messenger RNA from Harpegnathos saltator (Jerdon's jumping ant), 1180 nucleotides. RefSeq names its product zinc finger protein 330 homolog Noa36 (gene Noa36). The record is from RefSeq and is a predicted model, not a curated record. Bases 108 to 1103 code for a protein of 331 amino acids. The transcript is spliced from 6 exons. Lineage: Eukaryota; Metazoa; Arthropoda; Insecta; Hymenoptera; Formicidae. Gene Ontology annotation, cellular component: nucleus. Gene Ontology annotation, molecular function: zinc ion binding.